AAUAGGGCAUUUUUAUGUUUAAUUUUGUGAAAGUUUUUUUUUUAAUACCCAUGAAAAACAUUUGUGGUUAAAGAAGAAAUAAAUAUUAAAAAUGGAUCGGAAUCAUCAUUACAAAGAAAAGAAGCUUCAUGCAUCCCAAGUUCCAAGAGCAGAUUAUCAUUAUCUCAUGGCUGAAAUGAAAGCUCAAAAUUUUGAUAUAAUUAAAUUUGCCACUUAUCGCACUGCUUCAAAAUUGAGAUUUAUCCAGAAGAAAACCAACAUGCACCUUGUGGAUAUAUGGAAUAUUAUUGAAGCAUUUCGAGAAAAUGGUUUAAAUGCUUUAGAUUCUCGUCUAGAACUAACUAUUCCAAGACUUGAAACUCUUGUGCAUUCUAUUUUAUAUCAGCUGAAUAAACGGUUACCUUUAUCUCAACAGAUUGAUGUUGAACAUAGUAGUGCUGUUCUUGUGAACUGGCUUCUUGCUACUUAUGAUCCAGAUGAAACUGGAAAAGUGAGAGUUUUCUCAAUUAAAGUUGCGCUUGCUAUUAUAUGUGCUGGAAAAAUUACUGACAAAUUGAGAUAUAUAUUUUCUUUAAUAUCAGAUGUAAAUGGUCAUAUGGUGUUCAGCAAAUUUGUUGAUUUCUUGAGAGAAUCAAUGGGGCUACCAUGUUCAGUUUAUGAAUCUCCUUCAUUCUUCUUUACUGAGAGUUUGCCUCGCACUAUUUUUGAUGGACAAUCCACAGUUACUGUUAAUGACUUCUUGGAUGUUUUGCUGUCAGAUCCAGGCCCUCAAUGCCUUAUGUGGUUUCCAUUGAUUCAUAGAAUGGCUAGUGUUGAAAAUGUUCUUCAUACAGUGCAGUGUGAAGGUUGCAACAAGGAAUCAUUUGUAGGUUUUCGUUAUAAAUGCCAGCGAUGUUAUAAUUAUCAAUUAUGUCAAGAUUGUUUUUGGCGAUGCCGUGUUUCUGGAAAUCAUACAAAUCAACAUGAAAUGAAAGAAUAUACCAGUUGGAAAACUCCAGGUAAACAGUUGGGUCAUUCUUUAAAGAAGUCUAUUCUUUGUGUUCCUGACAAGCCUUCUGAAACUCAUUAUCAAGAUGAUCAACCUCGUAGUACUAAGCCUUAUCAAGCACUAUCAUCUUCACCUUCCAAUGCAUACAAUGGCACUACUGAUGCUAUUGAUAGUCAUCAAAUGAAAAGCUCUCUUAAAAACUCCCAUAGAAGAUCCAGCAGCGAUUUCUAUCCUAGAGAAGAUGAUCAUGGCUCAAUUUUAAACUAUACAAAUCAUAUGUAUGCGAACAGACGAGGUAGGUACUCAUCUGAACUUAAUUUGCCAUCAGAUACUGCUAGACAGAGAGAAUUAAUAGCAAAACUGGAAGCAAAAAAUCGGGAAAUAAUGCGUGAAAUAAUACGCUUGCGCAAACAACAAGAGGAAGAAGAUGAGGCGUUACGAUCAGAUAGGAAUCCUACUCUUUUGUCUGAAUUACGAGCAUUAAGAAUGAGAAAGAUGGAUCUUGAACGUCAUUUAUCCACUUUGCAAGAGAGCCGACGAGAUCUUGUUACGCAGUUAGAUAUGUUAAUGAGAAUGCUAAAAGAUCAUUCUCCUCUAUCCUCUCCCAAUAGUUCACCAUUAUCUUACUUUUCAAGAUCACCUAUACCCCUUUAUCCACUGUCUUCAAUGAGUGCUCCUGCUACACCAGGAAGUGGUUACCCAUAUACCGACCCUUUGUUUGGACUUGGUGGCGAUGUGCGCCAGGCAUUUGGCCAUGCGACUAGCACAAGAAGUUUGCAGUCUGACCUUUUGGUUGCUGCUGAUUCUGUUACAAAUGCCAUGUCAUCCUUAGUGCAGCAAUUAAAUAUAGGUGAACCCUCUUUUUAUCCCGGUGAUGACGAUGACAUCCAUUAUACUAGAGCAAAUUCAAACUAUAUCACUGAUGUGGAUUCUGACUUGGAUGCUGGAUACAAUGAUGAUUCAUGGCCUGUUUAUAUGGAUAGUGGUAACUUUCAAAGUGCCUAUUCUGAUCCUUAUCUUUUGGAAAGCUCAGCUAGAGAAAAUGGUGUUCUUAUUAAACCAGAUGUUUAUGCUGAUGAUAUUGCAUUGUCUUCUAAUGAGUGUUUUGAUCACCCAGAAGAUACUUUGGAAUGGGAAGAUAACAUGAGGCGUUGGGUAAAUCGAUAACUGUUUUAUUUCAGAAGCUGUGGUAUAAACAGUUGUGUAACUAUACUUACCAUAACGUCCUCUAUAACAAAAUUUUUGUUGCUUAUCUGAAUGUUUUAUGUAUUGCUUGUUUUAAUUUAUGAGGAAUAUAAUAUAUUGUUGCAUCAAUAUUGUUGCUAUAUGAAGUGGUUAUAUCAUAUUUCAUUGUGCCAAAUGUUAAUGAUAAAUUAUGAGAUGUUCUGAAAUAAGAAAAUGAUUUAUCAAAUACUUAAUAAUUUUGAAAUAUAUUUUUUCUGGUUUGUCAUUAUUUAAGUUGAUUUUAAAAUAUUUUACAGCUUUCCUCUUAUUCUACUUUGAUUGUAUUUUGACAUUGUAAAUAAGUAUUUUGCUUUUUUAAUGCUAUUUAAUACAUAAAAGUUUUUAUUUAAAAGAAUUAUAUAUUUCUUUUCUUUUUUAUUCUGUGUGUAGAAAUUUCACCUUCUUUCAAGCAUGUUUUCUUAUUGAGAAAUAUAUAAAGUUAUGUAUAUUAAAGUAUAUUUGAAAUCUUGAACCAGAACCCUUCCUCAUAUAUUUCCCAUCCAAUUUUAUACUACCUUAAAGUAUCAAAGUAUGGAUAUGUGAAAGAUUAAUACUUUUAAAUUAUACAAAUUUUUAUUGAAGUUACUUUCAAUAAUAUUUUGAAAUAAACUCAAUCAUAUUCAAGUUACCAUUCAACUGCAUUCAGAGUUCAAA
Molecule: messenger RNA, 2866 nt
Organism: Argiope bruennichi
Lineage: Eukaryota; Metazoa; Arthropoda; Arachnida; Araneae; Araneidae
Product: dystrobrevin beta-like
Exons: 17
Coding region: 92-2155 (687 amino acids)
Biological process (GO): synaptic signaling
Cellular component (GO): synapse; plasma membrane
Molecular function (GO): zinc ion binding
Source: RefSeq, a predicted model, not a curated record